AUGUCAUCUCACGCUCUAUUUCAAGCGGGGCAAAUUAUCCCCAUGAACUCUCACAUAUCCCCUAAAACCUUAUCGCCAAAAACCGUUCCCAAACUACCCCUGCUUCGCAACCGUCGCCGCUUUUUGGUUAUUCGAUCGUCGUCCGUCUCCCCCGCCGACGUCGAUAGUGAGGCUUCGUCCACCUCGUCGUUUCUUGAGCGAUGUUUUGCCGCACCGUCUGCUCCUCCCGCUUCGGGUAAUGUUAAUCCGGUUAUGAAGGGAAGUAAAUACGGUGCGUUUGGAGCUGUUACGCUUGAGAAAUCGAAAGUUGAAUUCACACAACAGCAAACCAACAAGUCUUCCCCUGAGCUAGCCACUGGGGGAGGUGGUGGAGAUAUUGGAAAGAUAAUCAGUUAUGGUGGUGGUGAUGGAGGUGACGACGAUGGUGACGAUGACGACUACUUUGAUGACUUUGAUGAGGGUGAUGAGGGAGAUGAGGGUGGAUUGUUUAGGAGACGCAUAAUUCUUCAAGAGCUAUUUGAUCGUAAAUUUGUGGAUGCUGUGUUGAGUGAAUGGCAAAGGACUAUUAUGGAUUUGCCCGCUGGAUUUCGGCAAGCUUAUGAAAUGGGCUUGGUUAGCUCAGCCCAAAUGGUGAAGUACUUAGCAAUGAAUGCCAGGCCAACCGCCAAUAGGCUCAUAUCUAGAAAACUACCGCAAGGACUGUCAAGGGCUUUUAUUGGCAGGUUGCUUGCAGAUCCUGCUUUCAUGUAUAGGUUUCUAUUAGAGGAAGUUGCUACUAUAGGCUGCUCUGUGUGGUGGGAGAUUAAAAAUCGGAAAGAUAGGAUAAAGCAAGAGUGGGAUCUCGCACUUAUCAAUGUGCUCACCGCAGCAGCAUGCAAUGCCGUAGUUGUUUGGUCGCUUGCUCCUUGUCGUUCAUAUGGAAACACAUUUCAAUUUGAUUUACAAAAUACAUUGCAGAAGCUUCCAAACAACAUAUUUGAAAUGAGCUAUCCUCUUAGGGAAUUCGACCUACAAAAAAGAAUUCAAGCCUUUUUGUUCAAGGCUGCUGAGUUGUGCAUGGUUGGUUUAGGCACGGGUGCAGUACAGGGUGCAUUGUCAAGCACUUUGGCUAAGAAAAAGGAAGGAAGAUUAUCUGUGACUGUCCCAACUGUGAGCAGUAAUGCACUUGGUUAUGGUGCUUUUCUUGGAAUAUAUGCUAACCUGAGAUAUCAACUACUCUGCGGAUUUGAUAGAGCAAUGGUCAGUCAUUUUGAUGUUAUUGGAGUCGCAUUGUUCUUCAGCACAGCAUUCAGGGUCUUGAACGUUCAAUUAGGAGAGACUUCCAAGCGUGCAUGGCUUGGAGUUGAGGCAGAUCCAUUAGCUCAGUCAGAUGAGCUCUUGAAGGUUUACAACAGGACUUCUGAAAAUGUAGAAAAACCAUCAUCAUCUAAAUGGUUUAUAUCAAAGAAUGCAGUUGUUUCUGGGCUUGGGCUCUUGGGCAUCAAACAAAGUAAUGGGUCUGGUGCAGAAUCAUCAGCUCCUAAAGCUCGUCGAAAAAGGAUUGUGCGGAAGAAGGUUGCUGCAGGAUCUGCUUAG
Messenger RNA from Lathyrus sativus (Indian pea), 1575 nucleotides. NCBI's taxonomy places the organism in Eukaryota, Viridiplantae, Streptophyta, Magnoliopsida, Fabales, Fabaceae. The record is from the annotation of a GenBank genome assembly.